Pyrenophora tritici-repentis Pt-1C-BFP is the source of this 1942-nucleotide messenger RNA. NCBI's taxonomy places the organism in Eukaryota, Fungi, Ascomycota, Dothideomycetes, Pleosporales, Pleosporaceae. The record is from RefSeq and is a predicted model, not a curated record.
AUGGUCACUCAUGAAGCGCUCAACGUCAACGUCGACCAGUCCACCUACGUCAGUCAGGCAGAAGAUGGCUCCCGGUGUGACCAGCCGAAGCAGCGUGACGACAACCUCGUCCGAUUUGGCAUAAAGACGCGUAUCAUCGACGACCGACCCGAUCGAACCUCGACCGGACGUGCCGAUGGAAUCCAACCAAAGUCGAUCGAAACGCUGCGCCAGAUGCGUCUUGCCGAGCCAUUGCUACGAAAGGGCGUCAAGAUCUACGACAUUGCUUUCUGGAAGUCGACGGCCGAGCAGUCGUUGCACCGCACUGGUCGUGAGGUCCACUACCCCCCAGUGGUUGACCUGCUCGACCCCUACAUCCUAUUAGUACACCAGGGAAUGGUGGAAAGCGUAUUUGAAGAUGACUUGAGGGAACGCGGUGUUGUCGUUCUAAGGAACACGGCCUUUGUUGACUUUGAGUACACGCCAAUGUCCAUCCGUCCCCUCACCGUCAACUGUCAACAAAACGUCAAUCACGUGAAGAAGACCUUCUCCGCGCGAUACAUAGUGGGCUGUGAUGGUGCGCAUUCCAAAGUGCGCAAGUGCAUACCGGGAGCGACGCCUGUGGGCUCUUCGACCGAUGCCAUCUGGGGCGUAUUGGAUGGCGUGCUUGACACCGACUUCCCUGACAUCUGGAGCAAAGUGGUCGUCCAGCACGACACACUCGGAUCAGUCCUCAUGAUCCCCCGUGAGAGAGGCCUUACCCGGCUAUACAUCGAGCUACGGCCAGACUCGACCGAGGUGGCUGGUGCAAAGGAAACCACACAAGAGUUCGUGCAAAAGCGAGCGCAGACGAUAUUACACCCCUAUCGCUUGGAGUGGAGGAAUGUAGAGUGGUUCAGCCGCUACAGGAUCGGACAACGGGUAGCAGCGCGCUUCACUGACGACCAACAACGGGUCUUCAUCGCCGGCGACGCGAGCCACACUCACUCGCCCAAGGCAGCGCAAGGAAUGAACACAUCGAUGCACGACGCAUGGAAUCUUGCCUGGAAGCUCAACUUCGCUACGCGCGGUCUUGCGAAGCCUGCACUGCUCGAAUCCUACGAACAGGAGCGACAGAAGAUUGCCAAGGAUCUCAUCGACUUCGACUACGAGCACGCUAAUGCUUUCCACGCCGGUGACCCAGCAGCGUUAGCUGCAAAUUUCGCUAAGAACGUCGCCUUCAUCUCCGGCUAUGGCGUCAACUACGAUCCCAAUACCCUCAACGUGCUUGCAAAGGGCUACAACCGGGGUCACUUGAAGCCAGGCUUCUUAUUACCGCCUGCAAAGGUCACCCGCUUCAUCGAUGCCAACCCGGUAGACAUCCAGACGGAUAUCCCAGCCCUGGGCCAAUUUCGUAUCUACUUCUUCACUCACAACAUCCGAAAUUCCAUGCCUUUCCUGGAAACUGUGUGUCAUGCACAUUCGGGGAACAGCUCAUAUGUUGGCCGAGUAACCGCUGCUGGCAACGCCUCAUACACUGUUCAGCCUCCCCUGGCAGCACCACACGAUCAAUUUGUCAUUCCCGAACGAUACACUCCAGUUAGCGGCGUCUUCACAUACGCCCUAGUCACCGAUGAGGACCGCAACAACUUUGAGAUUAAGGAUCUGCCUCCGGUGCUCCGCGAGUCAUCUUUUACGUUGUAUCUCGACGACGUCCCGGAAAAGGAUACCCGUAAGCAGACAUGUAUGCAGAAGUGGCUGGACGGGCUUGAUGAAAAUGAGGUUGUGGUUGUUAAUGCCCGGCCAGACGGUUACGUGGGCACUGUCAAGCGAUUUGCAGAUGGAAGUAGAGACAAUGGUACUAGGGCUGUGCUCUGGAUGGACCAGUACUAUGAGCAGUUCAUGCGGGAUAUAUAGAGCAUGCUCAUUGUUAGAUUUAGUUCGCAUUGCUUAGAAAUUGAAGAAUAAAGAUACAGCUUAAACA